Ixodes scapularis (black-legged tick) is the source of this 1834-nucleotide messenger RNA. RefSeq names its product mRNA cap guanine-N7 methyltransferase. The transcript has 2 exons. Gene Ontology annotation, molecular function: RNA binding. The record is from RefSeq and is a predicted model, not a curated record. Lineage: Eukaryota; Metazoa; Arthropoda; Arachnida; Ixodida; Ixodidae. Bases 1 to 534 code for a protein of 177 amino acids. Gene Ontology annotation, biological process: RNA 5'-cap (guanine-N7)-methylation.
AUGAGUUGCACGGACGAACCCGAACCGGCGAAGUCUAAGGAAGAAAGCCAAUCAAACAGCGAUCAGUUGCUGCUGCGGCUGGAGGAAAAGUUUAAAUACAGGUAUACGGACCAAGACCCCAGCUACAUGAAAGUGGUCAACAAACCUCCGGUACCGCCGCCUUGUGUCUACCCUUGGUUCGUUCAAAACAGGAGGCCCUUUGGGCGACGGGGAGGUCAUCAGGGUGGCUAUGAUCGUGGCCGUGACAGGAGUGACUACCGGCAAGACAGCUGGAGCAGAGCUGGUGGCAGCAGCAGGAACUGGGAAGACCGGGAUCGAAGCAGAGACUACCAGGACCGUGGCAGGGACUAUCGGGACCGUAGUGGGGACUACCAGGACCGUGGUAGGGAGUACCAGGACCGUGGUAGAGGCUACGAUAACCGAAGUAGUGGCGGUCACUAUCGAAGCAGGGACGACGGGGAUCGUGGUGGAGGGGGCUACGAAGACCGUGGCAGGGGACGUGGCAGGGGCUACCAGCAGAGGAGGGACUACUGAGCUAGAGGUCCUUUGCGGAGCAGACUCUACCUGGUACCUUUGGUUAUGGGGGCUCUCUUUAGCUGUCCCCUAGCCUACCCGUGGGACGGCUGUGGUCUUUUACGAGCAGCCCUUUGGUGUAAGGGUCUGCGGGGGACUUUUGUAUCUUGUUUCUUACAAGAGUGUAGUCCUGGGAAUUCAACAUGAGGGGCCGAAGUGACUGAGUGUUUAGACUGGUGCGUUGCUGCACUUCAUCUAUGUUUUCAUGCUCUGUUCAUCCUUUUUAAGUAUAACAUAGAGGGAACAUGCACGAGGGAUGAGGUCACGCUGCCACAUUACAGUGCCGACAUAUGAUUGAUUCGGAUCAAAGUAGGGCACCGUAUUGAGGUUUCAUACUUGAUUUUGGUUGGCUUCCUUUUUAAAGGUGCCUAUAAUUUGCACCCAUGCACAUUGGGUGUGAAGCGUGCGGUGGAGAUCGGCCCUGCAAUAUACUCCGUUUCAUUUUAUGAUGGAUCGCAGCAGGUGCUGCAAGCCAUCAGAGCCAAUCCAAUGCCUUUCAAGUCAGAUGACCUUCAGGAGGGGUGCAGCGAUACACUGGGCGCAUAGUCACGUGAUACGUUCAUGGUGUUUGACUGGCCGGUUUAGCUCAUAAUGUCUGCUGGGGUUCAUUGUGAGAUUAAACGGGGUGUAAAUAUAUUCAAGCUGAAGAAGUAUAUGAUGCUACAUUUAACUGAACAGUUCAGUUGCAUGUGAGGAAUGUAUGAAGAGAAAACGACGCCACUGGAGAUGUAAUCUCUGAUAUUUCAUAAAAGGUUCUUCGUUUUAGUUGUUUGGAGCUGGCGUGUUUGUUUUCUCAGUUCUCAUAGUCAUUGCUAGGUUCGGUUUUGACUUUCUUGUAAGGACCAGUCAGUGCACCAUGUGAAACAAGGAUGCCUUGUUUUUCAGCAGAGUUCACCCAACUCUGGUCGGACCUGUGAGGUUAUGCAUUAUCUCGCUUGUUGCGCACGGUGCCGUGGAGGACAAGGGUCGGAGAGAGAGAAAAGCUGCUUUUGUAUGUAUUUUGAAUGACUGGCUUUGAGGGGGAGGAAAGUGAUGAUGGGGUACACAAAAGAGUGUCCGGGUUAGAGGGGAGUUCCCCCUUCCCUUCCAACUGUUAACUCUGAUCCCUGCACCUUGGUAGCACUGCACACAACUAGUGAGGUAUGCCGAGCUUCCCUCUGACUGCAUUCGACACGAUAUUUGCAUAAAUGGCAUACGACCCACACUUAUUUUACGGGCAAUAAAUGUGUUUGUGGUGCACAUUUUAUGUGCGCUUGUUUCA